AACCCACCGCAUUUAAAACAUUUGUAGAUGUCGGUGUACAAACUGAAUCGAAGGGUGAACGAAGUGAUUCAAUGUCAAGCAAACUUACAUUUGGAGAUCCCACGAACCCUAAUAAUCUCUCUCACGAUUCAAAGAAUGAUCGAAAUAGCCAAACUUUGACCGUACCUGAUAAUGAUGAUGAUAAACGAUUUACACUUGAUCUUAGUUCACCAUCAAACUCAUCAAAUAAUCAACAACCUCAAUCACCACGAAGUAUUUUGCAAAAUUCAAAUAAGCAACAGCAACAAGGACCAAUGCAGAGUUUAGACCCGCCUCCACGCCCCGUUAAUGGACCAUCCGCAACAUUAAUACAACGAUCAACAUCCGUAAACUUUGGUCAACAAGCGGGAACACCAAAAGUUCAACAAUCCCUCGAUAAUGCACAUAAAAGUUCAGCGGAAUCACAAGAUGGUAUACUAUCGAACGGUAAAUCAAGGGGUAUUAACAACAUAAAUGGCAGUGAACCCACCACAUCAAGACUCCAUAAUCAUUCGUCCAGUUCAGGAUCUAUCUCAACAUCGAGCAGCGCUUCGAUAACGACAGAUCCAACUCAUAGUAAAUCACCAGAACCUAAUGGACAAUUACAUAAUGGACAAUUGCCCGGACCAUCGGGUACGGACCCAACUAUAAUUCAUGCGAUCACUCAAACUAUGAUCGGUGAAUACUUGUGGAAAUAUACUCGACGUAAUUUCGGGGGUGAUAAACGACAUAAAAGGUUCUUUUGGGUUCAUCCAUAUACCAAAACUUUAUAUUGGAGCAAUAAAGAUCCAGGUAACAAUGCACCUGUUGAUCCCAAAACAAAAAGCGGAACAUCAUAUUUUGCAUAUAUAGAGUCAGUAAAACAAGUUAUUGACCAUAAUCCUUCACCUCCUGGUUUAUAUCAAAUGAGUUUGGUCAUCAAAACUCCAGAAAGAGAAUUAAAAAUUACUGCACGAACUAAGGAACGACAUGACUACUGGUACCAGGCUUUAAGUUAUUUGCUUCAACAACGACCGGAUGAAUCAGACAAAGCUAAUCAAGGACAAGGACAAGGCCAAGGACUAAUACCCGGACGACCAGGAAAAAUGGCAUCAGAUCCUUGGGAUAAGCAACCAAAUACCCGUAGUUUGUACGAUAGUACGUCACCAACUGGAUCGUUAAAAGGUGGAAACCUUAAGAAAAAAUCCAGUUUUAAUAAAAUUCAAUCAAUAUUCCGACGCCAAGACCCAUCAUCAUCAUCACCUCUUUCAUCCGAAGUGAUUGAUGGACAAUCACAACAACUUACAGUACCAGGAACGCAAUGCUGUGAUGGUCGUCAUGACGUUAGCAAACUUGAACGAGCCG
Molecule: messenger RNA, 1362 nt
Organism: Racocetra persica
Lineage: Eukaryota; Fungi; Glomeromycota; Glomeromycetes; Diversisporales; Gigasporaceae
Source: the annotation of a GenBank genome assembly